AUGUCCCCUCCCGAGUGGAACUUCGGACACGUCGCGGGUCUGUGCGACGUCGCGUUCCUCGGAUCCGGCGACGAAACACGGCUCGUGACCUGCGGCGCGGACAACACCGUCGCGCUUCGCGACCCGAAGACCGGGGACGUCGAGGACUCGUUCGAGGACCACGACGACGCGGUGAACGUCCUCGCGGUGCACCCCGACGGCGCGAAGUUCGCGACCGGGAGCGACGACAACUGCGUGAAGCUCUUCUCGUUCACGACGUCCAAGCGCGAGUUUGAAUCGAACGUCACGCGGUUCACGCUCCCCGUGCGCGCGCUCGCGUUCUCGAACGACGGCGCGCUCCUCGCCGCGGGCGGGGAGGACAGCACGAUCAAGGUGAUAAACAUGGCGGACAACUCCGUGCACCUGGAGCUCCCGACGAACGCGAAGUGCGUCAAGUCCAUCGCGUUCGACCCGAUCGGCGAGUACGUCGCCGCCGUCGACGACACCGGCGUGCUCACGGUGUGGGCGCUGAAGGAGAUCAAAGCCGGGUCCGAGGAUAACCGCGUGCUGUGCGCGACGACCGCGCCGACGACGGAGGCGGAUUCCCCGCGCGUCAACGGCGUCUCGUGGCGCCCCGACGGCGCCGUCGUCGCGGUGCCCGGGCGCGAGAACGACGUCACCUUCUUCGCGCGCGGGUCGUGGCGCGAGCUCGAGGACCACCGACUGUUCGAGGACGCGAAAGGACACGCCGGCGCCGUCGCGACGUGCCGCUGGUCCCCGAACGGGAAGUACCUCCUCACGACGGGCGCGGACAACGCCGCCGUCGUCUGGGACGUCGGCGCCAAGUCCGUCGUCUCGCGCAUCGAGUGCGAGUCCAUCGUGUGCGGCGCGUACUGGCGCAAGGAAGGGAACGCGGUCGCGCUCGCGGGGUCGGACGGGCAGUGGUGCGUGUGGAACGACGUCGUCGCGGCGUCGCUCCCGUCGCCCACCGCCGUCGUCGACGCGAGCGAGCUGGACUUCUUCGUCGCGGGCGCGAAGAAGGACGACGUCGCGAACGCCGCCGAGGGCGGCGACGUCGCGGGCGCGCUCGAGGACGACGACGACGAGGAAGGCCUCGGGGACAUGGACGAGGAGGAGUACUACCUCGCGCAGGAGCGACGACGGAAGAUGAAGCGGAAGAUGGCGGGGAAGUUUGGCGGCGCGUUCGGCGGCGCCGCCGCCGCGCCGACGCCGCAGGCGCCGUUCCAAGUCGGCGCGUGCGACGCCGCGAAGAAGCCCAAGGACGGGGAGAAAGAGAACCGCCGGUUCCUGUGCUACAACAUGAUGGGCACGGUCGUCACCACGGGCGAGCCCGGGGGCGACUUCAACUCUGUCGAGAUGUCCUUCCACGACACGUCGCGCGCGGGACGCGCGCCGACGAUCACGGACUACCACGGCUACUCCAUCGGCACGCUCGGGGAGAAAGGGUGCGCGCUCGCGUCCCCGGGGAAGCCCGGCGGCGGCGCGAGCACGGUGUUCUACCGCCCGUACGAGUCAUGGGCGCACGCGUCCGAGUGGAGGGUCACCAUCCCCGCGGGCGAAGACGCGGUCUCGGUCGCCGCGGGGAACAACUGGGUCGCCGCGGUGACGUCCAAGCGUAACCUCCGUCUCUUCUCGCACGCGGGCGCGCAGAGGCAGAUCGUCACCCUGGAAGGCGCGCCGGUGACGUGCGUCGGGAAGGGCGACUCCCUCGUCGUGACCUGGCACGCCGCCGCGCCCGCGCUCGUCCCCGGCGCCGACGGCCGACUGGAAGUCGAGCAGAGGAUCGAGUUCGCGGAGUACGACGUCGCGGACGGCGGGAAGAUCUUAUCCCGAGGGCGCGUUCCGGUGCCUCCCGGGCACACGCUCACGUGGCUCGGGCACUCCGAGGACGACAACCGCGCGCUGUGCUUCGGCGCGUCCGACGGCACCGUCCGCGUGCGCGUCCCCGAUUUCGGCGGGUCCUGGUCGCAGGUGUUCUCCUCGAUGGACGCGCGCCAGUCCGAGGGCGAGCACCACUGGGUCGUCGCGGUCGCGACUUCGGACAACGCGUACUCGUCGUCCGCGCUGUACUGCGUCGUGUGCCGGGACGCGAGCGGCCCGGGGGUGUACCCCAAGCCGGUGCAGACGCUCAUGCCCCUCGGCGCCCCCGUGGCGCUCCCGGAGAACAGCUCCGGGGACCUCGAGGACGCCGCCGCCAAGGCGCAGAUCGCGGUCGCGCUCGCGUCCGCGGCGGCCGCGCGCGACGGCGACGGCGACGGCGACGGCGACGGCGCGCUCGGCGCGGCGCGAGCGGCCGCGGACAAGGCGUCGCUGCGGUUGUUCCACGCCGCGUGCAAGGGCGAGCGACCGGCGCGCGCGGCGGACAUCGCGUCGUCGCUGCACCUGAGCAACUCGCUCCACGGCGCGCUGAAGCUCGCGAACGCGAUGCAACAGCGCGUCCUCGCGGAGAGGAUCACGAACCUGAUCGAGGCGUCCAUGGCGGCCGCGGCGGCGGCGGCGAACGCGUACGCGUACGCCUCCGAGCCGUCCGCGCUCGAGACCCCGGGGCAGUUCGCGCAGCAGCACUACAGUCAGCCGGCGUCGUACGCGCCGUCGCAGCCGACGCAGCCGUCGCAGGCGGCGCCCGUCGAGGACGCGAAUCCGCUCGGGAGGCGGAAGUCCGUCGCGCCGGCGAACGAGAACGAGACGCCGACCGCGGUGGGCGCGAAGCACAAGGCUGGCUACGAGGCGACGGAGAAGCCCGCGGCGAAGAAGGGGAAGACGGCGAACCCGUUCGCGCGGCGCUGA
This is a messenger RNA of Micromonas pusilla CCMP1545, 2787 nucleotides long. RefSeq lists its product as uncharacterized. Bases 1 to 2787 code for a protein of 928 amino acids. The record is from RefSeq and is a predicted model, not a curated record. Gene Ontology annotation, molecular function: protein binding; chromatin binding. NCBI's taxonomy places the organism in Eukaryota, Viridiplantae, Chlorophyta, Mamiellophyceae, Mamiellales, Mamiellaceae. Gene Ontology annotation, cellular component: nuclear replication fork. Gene Ontology annotation, biological process: mitotic cell cycle; DNA repair; DNA-templated DNA replication. The transcript is spliced from 2 exons.